Molecule: messenger RNA, 855 nt
Organism: Pseudogymnoascus destructans
Lineage: Eukaryota; Fungi; Ascomycota; Leotiomycetes; Thelebolales; Thelebolaceae
Exons: 2
Coding region: 1-855 (284 amino acids)
Source: RefSeq, a predicted model, not a curated record
AUGUCGCCACAUGUCAGGUUUGGCCUGCGCCACAGCUAUGACGAUGUGGCCGAGGGAGGGGAGUUUUACAUCUUUCAUAAGUGCAUACACGACUCAAAGGAAGGAUAUUCAAAUCCUUCAUCUCGAGACCCCUCCACCAUCAUGUCUCCCUCCAGCAACCCCGAUUACUACUCCGUCCUCGACGUCUCCCCCACCGCAACCCCCCAACAAAUCCGCGACGCCUACAAACGCGCCGCCCUUAAAACACACCCAGACCGCGUCCCCUCCGACUCCCCCGACCGCGCCUCCCGCACCCGCAAAUUCCAACUCAUAAACGACGCCUACUACACCCUCUCCGACGCCACCCGGCGCCGCGAAUACGACCUCGCGCGCCCCCACCCCGCCCCAGGCGGCUUCACCUCCGGCCCCUCCGCUGCCUCCGACGAGGACGCCUGGGACAUCCCUCGUCCCUCCGACGGCGCGGGGACGGGGGGGAACUGGUGGGAGAAUUUCGGGUUCAACACGCACCCCAACCGGGAGGAAGCCGAGUCCGCGCAAUUCGGCGAUGUGUUCGAGGAGAUGCUUAGGGAGGAGGGGAUGGCGAAUGAGGCUGGGCAUGGCACGGGACGGUUCUGGUCGGUGGUGGGGGGGCUGAGUGGUGCGGCGAUGGGGUUUAUUGUGGCGAAUUUCCCGGGGAUGGUCGCCGGGGCGGUCGCGGGGAAUAGGCUGGGAGCUGUGAGGGAUGCGAGGGGGAUGAGUGUGUAUUCGGUGUUUCAGGAGUUGCCGCAGGGGGAUAAGGCGAGGUUGUUGAGUCAGCUUGCGGCGAAGGUUUUUGCGCAUGCGGUGGGGGGUGGGGGGAGUAGCAGUGGGAUUUGA